CGCCUUCGCCGCGAAAGAUCGAAGUUUCUCCAGUCACACAGGCAUCAAUAUUCAAUCUGCGCCGGCAUUGUACAUUUGUAGGAUUAACACUUCCACGAAGCUUUCCCUUUGGUCCUCGAACUCGUCACGAUGGCUCUUCCUCCGGCACUACUUAAUGCUCUGGAUACCCUCAAGGACCAGGCAAAGGAUGCGCUAUGGGCUCUCUCAUCCUGCAUGUGCCAGCAAUCUGCCAAGGUUAAGAUCAAUGGGCGGUCAUUCAAUAUUAUCAAGGUGCUAGGAGAGGGUGGAUUCUCGUUUGUAUACCUUGCUCAGGAUGAGUCAAGCGGCAGGCAAUUUGCGCUUAAGAAAAUAAGGUGUCCGACGGGAUCUGACGCGGUGAAAGAGGCUAUGCGUGAAGUGGAGGCUUACAGACGGUUCAAACACCCAAAUAUUAUUCGCAUCCUGGACUCUGCAGUCGUGCAAGAUCCCGAAGGCGAUGGGAAAAUUGUCUACUUGUUCCUUCCACUCUACAAGCGAGGAAACCUACAAGAUGCAAUCAAUGCCAAUGUCGUGAAUGGCAGUCAUUUUCCCGAACAAGACAUGGUCCGCUUAUUCAAGGGAACUUGUGAAGCCUUGCGCGCCCUGCACAACUACCAGACCACUGUCGGUGCUCAGGCAGCAUCAAAACAGAACACCCAGCCGCAGCCUUCCUCGUCACGCCAGACUGCAUCGCCUGCACGCCAUUCGGAUGAUGAAGAUGAGAUGUUCCCGCACCCUGAGGGUGACGGUGAGGGUGGAUUCUCGUACGGAUCUUCCGUGAACGUACCUCUCAUGUCAAAGCACCGAGUGGAGGAUGAGGGUGAUGCUAUCUUUGAGGGCGAUGAAGAGGUAUCACGUAUUGAGCAUGCUCAGAACGGGAAUGAGAAUGUUGGUCAGAAGCAGCAUGUACCAUAUGCCCACAGGGACCUAAAACCAGGAAAUGUGAUGAUUUCGGAUGACGGGAUCACUCCGAUAUUGAUGGACUUCGGGAGUUGCAUGAAAGCACGGGUACGGAUUGAAAACAGAUCACAGGCUUUACUCCAGCAGGAUAUCGCCGCCGAGCAAAGUACCAUGGCCUACAGGGCCCCCGAAUUGUUUGACGUCAAGACUGGCGUAACGCUAGACGAAAAGGUUGACAUUUGGUCACUUGGAUGCACCUUGUUUGCUCUCGCUUAUUCGCAUUCUCCAUUUGAGAACAUGCAAACUACUGAACAAGGAGGGUCGAUUGCCAUGGCUGUUCUCAACGCAAAAUAUAAGCAUCCUCAAUCUGCUUACUCGCAAGGGCUUCGUGACUUGAUAGACAGCAUGCUGAAGGUGGACCCUAAGGACCGACCGGAUAUCCAUCAGGUUCUUGACAUGACCGACAAGGUACUGCAAACUUUGGCGUAAGCGAGGACAGAUGCAGGGACUAUCUAGUUGGGACAUUCAGACGUAUUUAUGUGUUACCCCUCUCCUUCUGUAUUGUCAUAGGGCCAUUUCGGAAUGACACAAUAGACUAAUCCUACAUAGGAAUAACGGAAAAGUUGAUCUACGUGCUGGACUUCAGCUUCAUCUUGAACUUCUUUGAUGAGGUAGGCGUCCUUUUGGCGAGGACCUUUGAAACAUUGGCAGGCUUCUUAACCAAUUCUGACUUUGCUUUGGGCUGUUUUGACGGUUUUGUUGGCGACUUUGAGUCUGAUUUGACGUCUUCGACCUUCACAGUCGUCCGAGGCCUUUUCUUCGCGGACGUCGUUUUGUCUCGUGCAGAAGCAUCCUUCACUGACUUUACCUUUGAUUUGGUGGUUUGAGAUGACUCUGCUGGUUCAAUGGGUUCGUCUGCCAAAGGCGUGUCAAGUUUUGUGUUCUUCCCGCUUUCUUCCUGUUUCUUGAGUGCGGAACGGGGCUUCUCAUCGCCCUUAUCGGAGUGACUCGAUGCACUACCCUUAGCUUCUCGCUUGGCCAUCGCCUUAGUUUUGAGCCUUUGGUGAAGUUUCCGUUUCUCCAAGACGGCCUCCCGCUUGGCAAUACGUUUGAGAGCCCGUUUCGAUAGCUUCUCCGGAGUAGUUGCUUCAAUGGCUUGUCCUCUUUCAAACUCUUGUACGUGUACAAGGUCCCAAGCAUCGCUCUGAGGGUCUACCUUGGUAGCCUCUUGUUUGAACUUUUCGAAACGCUUCUUAUGAAUUCUUGAAUCCUUGUGAACAUUGAUCAUUUGUACAUUUUUAAUUUGUUUGCCCUUGCAGAGGAUGCAUGCACGGAGCUCAGGAUCUAAAGAAAUGACAUAGAUAGGAUCCUUGAGGGCCUCCUCGACGGAUAUUGGCGGUUCGUCAUCAGCAUCAUCCUCAGCAAUCUCGCCAUCAGCAUCGUCGCUGGGAGGGUCUCCUUCUGACGCAUCUUCGUCUGCAUUUUCCUCCUCCGAGUCCUUCUCAUCAGAGUCAGAGUCCGUUUCGUCUGAGUCGGUAUCUUGAACACCAAGGACUUCCUUCAUCUCCUCGUCGAGGCCGAGAUCUUCUUCUUCUUCCUUUCUCUUCCUCUUCCGCUCUACUCUCUUGAACAUGAUGAGAGGCUGUAGCUUGUCUGGGACUCGAUCAAGGGAAGGUAGGGUCGCG
Molecule: messenger RNA, 2603 nt
Organism: Coniophora puteana RWD-64-598 SS2
Lineage: Eukaryota; Fungi; Basidiomycota; Agaricomycetes; Boletales; Coniophoraceae
Product: other/NAK protein kinase
Exons: 12
Coding region: 130-1407 (425 amino acids)
Biological process (GO): regulation of vacuole fusion, non-autophagic; vacuolar protein processing; protein phosphorylation
Cellular component (GO): cytoplasm; Golgi apparatus
Molecular function (GO): ATP binding; protein serine/threonine kinase activity
Source: RefSeq, a predicted model, not a curated record